Messenger RNA from Dendrobium catenatum, 904 nucleotides. RefSeq names its product E3 ubiquitin-protein ligase RING1-like. The transcript has a single exon. Gene Ontology annotation, biological process: protein ubiquitination. Gene Ontology annotation, molecular function: ubiquitin protein ligase activity. Gene Ontology annotation, cellular component: cytoplasm. The record is from RefSeq and is a predicted model, not a curated record. NCBI's taxonomy places the organism in Eukaryota, Viridiplantae, Streptophyta, Magnoliopsida, Asparagales, Orchidaceae. The coding region runs from base 91 to 873 and encodes 260 amino acids.
UAAAACAACCCUUCUCCUGUAUCCUUCUCCUGCACCCUACUUCUUCAAGCUCCACGCCAAGCUUUCUCUCCCUUCAAUCCAUCCAAGCCAAUGUCUCUGCGCCGCCCUCCCCUUCCCCAACCAAACCUCCCCCGUUCCUUCCGCUUAUUUUGGUGCCAUCACUGCCGCCAUCUCAUCCCCAUCUUUCUCCCACCCUCCGCCACCUCCACCUUCAUCUGCCCCCGCUGCUCCCUCCACUUCGUCCACGAAUACCAUAUCCCCUCGCUCCUCCCGCCGCCACCGCCGCCCCCGCCGCCACCGCCUCCGCCUCUUCCCCACACAUUCCAUCCCCAAGACUAUUACACGGGCCCUAACCUCAACGACUUCAUCGAGAACAUAACGCAGAACGACCGCCCCGGGCCGCCGCCGGCAUCAGCAUCGUCAAUCCACGCGUUGCCGACGGUGGCCAUCGCCGCAUCGCAUCUCAAAGACGGUUCACAGUGCCCGGUGUGCAAGGAAGAUUUCACCGUGGGGGAAGAGGCGAGGGAGAUGCCGUGCCAGCACGUGUACCACUCAGACUGCAUCGUGCCGUGGCUGCGAUUGCAUAACUCGUGUCCUGUGUGUAGGUUUGAGCUUCCAGUCGACAAGGUUGCGGAUGGCGAGCGGAGGAGAAACAGCGAUGGAGGAGGAGGAGAUGGUGGGCAGCUGCGGUCGGAGAUGGUGAAUCUGUCUGGUUUGUGGGAGUGGCUGUUUCGCCGGACAUGGAUGCCGGGAUGGGAACAGAACCGUUGGCAUGAAAAUGAGCGGCGUGAAGAGCGGGGUGGACGAGUGGUUCUACUGCCGCUUGUAGCUUCCUUUUCAUUGCUAGCCUGCUUGUUUUAUUUCUUACUAUAGGGUAGUUUAAUACAUGGAACAGAACUACUAU